AUGUACAAGCUUCUAUUUGUCGUUACUGCCGCCGCUUUUGUGGGAGCUGAUCCUCAUCACGGCAAUCCACAUGAGCCAGCAGUCACUCUAGGUCCGAGGCCGCUACGUGCGAUCGUGCGAUUGGCAAGCCCUGACGGACGUGAUGUCCAUGGUAACGUGACCUUCACCCAGGAGGACGAUAAAGUGCGAAUACAGGGCAGGGUGUAUGGUAUGCCCCCAGGGGAAUAUGGGUUCCACGUUCACCAAACUGGUGAUAUUACUGGAGGAUGUUUGUCCACUGGACCACAUUUCAACCCUGAUAUGAAAGACCAUGGGCACCCGGAGGACGAGAACCGUCACGUAGGAGAUCUUGGUAACAUUGAGUUCGAUUCGGAUCAACUCAGCAAUAUUGACUUCACUGACAAUGUUAUUGCUUUGGAAGGUCCACAUAAUAUCUUGGGCAGGGCUAUAGUUCUUCACGCUAUGGCUGAUGACUUCGGCAGAACUGAUCAUCCAGACUCUAAGAAGACUGGGAACGCCGGAGGACGCGUCGCUUGCGGUGUGAUCGGCAUCUUGAGCCCAGUGACAGGAUGGGAGAGAAGUGAAGCUUCGAACUUUGCUUCCACCUCUGCUGUGACGUGUGUCCUUGCCGCAAUAACUUUUAUACUACAA
Messenger RNA from Brenthis ino (lesser marbled fritillary), 651 nucleotides. The record is from the annotation of a GenBank genome assembly. Lineage: Eukaryota; Metazoa; Arthropoda; Insecta; Lepidoptera; Nymphalidae.